This is a messenger RNA of Leishmania mexicana MHOM/GT/2001/U1103, 3000 nucleotides long. RefSeq names its product putative coatomer beta subunit. The coding region runs from base 1 to 3000 and encodes 999 amino acids. Gene Ontology annotation, cellular component: cytoplasm; COPI vesicle coat. The transcript has a single exon. NCBI's taxonomy places the organism in Eukaryota, Euglenozoa, Kinetoplastea, Trypanosomatida, Trypanosomatidae. The record is from RefSeq and is a predicted model, not a curated record. Gene Ontology annotation, biological process: intracellular protein transport; intra-Golgi vesicle-mediated transport; endoplasmic reticulum to Golgi vesicle-mediated transport. Gene Ontology annotation, molecular function: structural molecule activity.
AUGGCGGAGACAGCAGUGCCGAGUCAGGAGGAGAGCAGCACGCUGCUCGUCGGCGUGGGCAAGGCGGCCAGCGCCAUGUCGUCAAAGGAAAUCAAGAACGCACUGGAGAAAGGCGACACCACCGCCCGCGUGAAUGCCCUCAUGGCCAUCAUCCGCCUCCACGUGAACGGCGAGCCGCAGAACUACCUGAUCAUGUCCGUCAUCCGCUACAUCACCCCCAUCGAUGACCACCUCAUCAAGAAGCUCGUCUUGUACUUUUGGGAGGUGGUUGACAAGCGCGACGCAGACGGCAAACUCCUCUCUGUCAUCAUUCUCAUCUGCAGCUUCCUGCGCAGUGACCUGCUCCACCCUAACGAGUACGUGCGAGGCCUGACGCUGCGCUUCCUCUGUAAGGUGAAUGAGGUGGAGCUGAUCGAGCCGCUCGUGUCGGCAGUGGUGCAGAACCUGUCGCACAAGGUCGCCUAUGUGCGGCGCAAUGCUGUGCUGGCAGUGCACUACAUCUUCAAGAAGUUCCCGAAGUUGCUCCCCGAUGCCCCGGAGCUGGUGGAGUCGGCGAUCCGCACCGAGACGGAUGUUUCGACGUGCCGCAACGGCCUCGAUUUCCUUGCUGCCUUCGUGCCUGAGCGCGCGGCGAGCUACCUCAGCGACUUUCGCGACUCGCACACGCUGUCGGCCGUCGAUGGGCCGUUUCUGAUGUCCGUGGUGGAGUUCUGCCGUCAAAUGAUCCGCGCCAACCCGUACGAGAAGGCGCGCUACGUCCCGGUCCUCUUCUCUGUUCUGCAGAGUAAGAGCGCCGCGGUGCGCUACCAGUGCGCGACGACCCUGCUGAGCCUCUCCUCGUCUCCCACGGCGAUCCGGCAGGCGACGCUGACCUACGUUGACAUCAUCAAGGUGCACUCCGACAACAGCGUGCGGCUGAUUGUGGUCGAGCAGCUGAACCAGAUGCGUGGGUUGUACCUCUACGUCCUGCAGGACUCGCUGCUCGACAUCCUCAGCGUGCUACAGGACGGCUCCAUGACCAUUCGCGAGCGUGUAAUCGAGCUGGCGGUCGAGCUGGUCACGCGUCGCAACGCCGAGACGUUCAUGCAGGCAAUGAGGAAGGAGCUGCUGCGCACCAAUAGCGUGGACUUUGAAGUAGAAGAUGCCAACGCCGCCAUGGCGUAUCGACUGCUGAUCAUCAAGGCCAUAAAUACGGCGCUGCUGCGCCACCCGCCGUCGGCGCCGUCGAUGCUGCCGGUGCUGCUCGACUACCUGUGCGACACGACCAGCACUAGCAAGGAGGUCAUCACUCUCAUCAAGGAGGUGCUACUCUCCCAGCCAGAGCUGCGCCGCGACACGAUGAAGAAGCUGUCGGACAUCUUUCCCAUGAUGACGUCAAGUCCCGUCAUGCGCACAGCACUCUGGAUGUUCGGCGCGUACGCGUCGUCCGCGGACGAGGUGCUGCAGACGCUGCGCAUGCUCAAGGACGCGGUCGAGCCACUGCCGUUUGAGGCCCCCAAGCCUGUCUCCGGUGACGCAGCCAGCCUCAACACCGCCGCGGCCACCAAAAACACCUCUUCCCAGUCCAACAUGCGCGCCGUGACGACAGUCCUCGAGGACGGCACGUACGUGACCACCUACACCACGGCCACUCCAGCACCCGCGGCGACCGCGACGAAUGGUCAUGGUGAGGGCGACAACAAUGAUGUGAGCAGCAGCGGGCUGCGCUUGGAGCUGCUCAGAGGAGGCUACUUCCUCGCCACCGCCCUCGCCAGCACCCUCACCAAGCUUGUCGUGCAGCUGUUCACCGGGGAGGCUAAGGGGAGCGUGGAUGCGGCGACGCGCAACGCGGCUCAGUCCGAUGCCCUCGCCAUUCUACGCGAGGUACUGCGCUACGGCACGGAGGCGGACUCGUUGCACCCCAUCAGUGCCGACACCAACGAGCACCUCCUCCUGAGCAUCGAGCUUCUCUCCAAUCCGCAGGCCCCUUUCAUGGUCGACGUGCUGCACGCCUCCUUGGAGGCGCUAGGGCGUGCGGAGCGGCGGUCGACAAGGGAGGCUGGCAAGACCGACGGCGGCGGCGCUGCCACCGCUUCUGCUGCCGCUGCCGUGCAGCUGAACGGCAUCGACACGCCUGUCGUGUUCUCGCAGCUGAGUGAGGGCAAGGAUGCCGUCCUCGAACUCGAGGCCGCCGCUGAGGGCCCGGGUGCCGCGGCGAAGGAUGAGAGCAGCGAGCGCAAGGCGCAGCUGUUCCUGAAGAAGCUGGAGGACACGAUGCCGCUCUCCGGCUUUAACGACCCCGUCUACUGCGAAGCCAGUAUCACGGUUCAUCAGUUCGACGUCUCCGUCGACUGGCUGCUGGUGAACUGCACUUCGAAGCAGCUGACGAACCUCACCAUCGAGCUCGUCUCGCUCGGCGGCAUGAAGCUGUGCGAGCGGCCGCAGACGUACACCCUCAACCCCCACGAGACGAUUUCUGUGCGCACCUCGCUGAAAGUGAGCGCCACCGAGAGUGGCGUCAUCUACGGCACCGUGUUGUACGACGCGCCGAACAAUCAGCACUGCAGCUUCAUCCUGAACGACAUCCAUGUGGACAUCAUGAACUACAUUCGUCCAGGCCCGUGCUUGUCGGCGGAGUUCCGAGAGAAGUGGGGGAUCUUUGACUGGGAGAACAAGAUCGCCGUGUCGACGACGAAGCGUGAUCUGGCCAGCUUAGUGCGCUUCAUUGUGCAGGAGUUGAACAUGCAGCUGCUGGAGCCGUACGAGGUGGAACAGGAGGUGGAACAGGACCCGGAGCUAGAGCUUCUACCCACUUCGGAAGAGAACGAGAAGUACGCGUACGUCUCGUGCAACCUGUAUGCCAAAACCGCCUUUGGCGAGGACGCCUUGGCGAACGUGAGCGUGGAGAGCGACGGGAAGGGUUUGGUGAGUGGCGUGAUUCGAAUUCGCUCCAACACGCAGACCAUCGCCUAUGGCAUCGGUGAAAAGCUGAACAUGCUCCAGAAGUCCGGAAAGCUGUAA